CCGCCAAGUCUAAACGGAAGUAGGUACGUGGCCGCUUCAGCUGACAGUCUACAUCAUGGCGACAGAGGUUCAGAGCGGCGACCUCGACAGUGCUGCAUCUAGCCGGCUCGAAGUUUCCAUCGAUGGCCUCACUCUUAGUCCAGACUCGGAGGGUGAGCAGAGUCAGGUGGAAGAGCCGGAGCCCAAACCCACGGAACCCGAGACCGAGACGCCGGGAGCCGACGAGGGCGAAGAUGGAGAGACUGCCAAGUCUGCUAUAGAGGGGAAAUGGGGGUUUCCUCUGCUGGAGUUGUACGGGAUGGCGCUGAAAUUUUUUAAAGAUAAAGAUGGCAAAGCGUUCCAUCCCACCUAUGAGGAGAAGCUCCGACUGGUGGCUCUCCACAAACAGGUUCUGCUGGGCCCCUAUAAUCCUGAUGCUUCGCCGGAGGUGGGCUUCUUUGACGUUUUAGGCAAUGACCGCAGUAAAGAGUGGGCCUCCUUGGGCAACAUGGAGAAGGAGGAUGCAAUGGUGGAGUUUGUCAAACUCCUUAACAAGUGCUGUAACCUGUUUGCUCCCUACAUCAUCUCCCACAAAAUAGAGAAGGAGGAGCAGGAAAGGAAAAGGAAAGAGGAAGAGGAGCGCCUUAGGAGGGAAGAAGAGGAGAGAGAGCGACAGAGGCUAGAGGAGGAGAGACGGCGGCUGGAAGAGGAGGAACGCCUGAGGAGAGAGGAGGAGGAGAGGAGACAGGCGGAGGAGGAGAGGCUACGGAUUGAGCAGCAGAAACAACAAAUAAUGGCAGCACUGAAUGCCCAGACAGCAGUUCAGUUCCAGCAGUAUGCUGCUCAGCAGUACCCCAACAGCCCAGAGCAGCAACUGAGCCUCAUCCGCCAACUCCAAGAGCAGCACUACCAACAGUACAUGCAGCAGCUCUACCAGGUCCAGCUGGCCCAGCAACAGGCAGCCUUACAGAAGCAGCAGCAGACUGACUCUAUGGAUUCUAGCAACUUGAACAGUGGCAAUGCUGUAAUGGCUACAGCACUGGGCCAGCUGUGUUCAGGUCUGCCACCUGGUGGCGAGGAUUUCCCCACAGUCAAUGGAGGCCAGUCAGAUUCCUACUCUGAGAGCAUGGAGCGGGAACACGAGCCCGAGACUGCAGAGGAGGUCUCAGAGAACGGACCAUUAUUAGAUAACCCACCGGUCAUCGCUGCUCCCUCUAUGUGGACACGACCACAGAUCAAGGACUUCAAAGAGAAAAUCCGACAGGAUGCUGACAGUGUGAUCACGGUGGGGCGUGGCGAGGUGGUCACUGUGAGGGUUCCCACCCACGAGGAGGGCUCCUACCUGUUCUGGGAGUUUGCCACAGACUAUUAUGACGUCGGCUUCGGAGUCUUCUUUGAGUGGACGGAUGCAUCUUCCGCUUCAGUCAGUGUGCAUGUGUCGGAGUCCAGUGACGAGGAAGAGGAAGAUGAAGGUGAUCCUCCUAACGAGGAGGAGAAGGCAAAGAAGGAGACAGGAAAGCCACAGGUGGAUGAGAUUGUGCCAGUGUACCGGCGGGACUGUCACGAGGAGGUGUACGCAGGCAGCCACCAGUACCCAGGUCGUGGCGUCUACCUGCUCAAGUUUGACAACUCCUAUUCACUCUGGCGCUCCAAGAGUGUUUACUACAGAGUCUACUACACCAGAUAAGCCUGAACACAGACACGGGGGGAGCCAAGUAGUGUGUGUGGUCAUGCAUAUAUGUGUGCGUGUGUGUGUGAGAGAUAGAUGAUGGCAGUCUGUUUGUAUGUGUGAAGAAAAUAUAAUAUUGGAUUAAUUCUGGACAAACCACAAGAGGGAGACAAAGCGGCACAUGCGGAGCCCUCGUCUAGACAUUCACUUUGUAUGUUUGUGCACACGUGUCCCAAGAUCCAUUCAUGCUAUGGCCCAUCACGGGGAAAGGUAAAUCCAGUUCAACAUCCACCACCUGUCCUCGCUGCGCUCAUUUAGACCAAGAUGAUAGACUUUACUUUAAUAUUUUUCCCACUUUUCACCCUGUGCUCCCCCAUGUCACCUUCCAGGCCCCACACUGUUCAACACGGCCUUGAGGCUGCUUUUUUCAACCCCCUCCAGGUGAUGUUUUGAAAUCUCUGAAAGGAAACCAUGAAAUUCCAGGGCUCUGUGAGCCAAACCUUUCCUGUUUGAAGGACAGAGCAGUGCUUUAUCCAAAUGAAAUGGCAGACACUGAGAAAAUUAAGGUGUAUAGAAAAAAAUACUUAAUAACACAAUACCCAAGUUUGAUAAGGAGAACCUGGUCUUUGCUGAAUCUUAGUUACACCUUCAUAGACAGGUAAACACAAAUGUACUCAUCCUUUUGUUGUUUUUCUUCUCACCUACCAUGAAUAUAUGAAGAACUUACAGGGUCACAGUUGUAGUUUUUUUCCUCCUACAGAAACUUUUUCUUUUUUUUUUACAUUUAUACAAUUAAAAAAGAAUGAUGGGAAAAAUGAUUGGGGGAAGCUGAUUUAAAUAGGAGUUUUGGUUACGUAAAAGUUAAACGUCUGAUGGUGACUAAAAGGUGAGAAACAUAUUGCAUAGUAGAUUUCUUUUGUCCCUCUGUACUCAAAUUGUUUUUCUUGUCUUUUAAUUUAUUCUACUUUCACAAAGUCAGCCCAUUGCUUUCCUGCAGUGUAAUCAGCAGAAAAACUUUAAGAAAAGAGAUUUGUACUACGGCACUGUCUCUUGCUGGGAUUUUUUUCCCCACCCAGUCCAACUGAAUGAUAUUAUAAAUAAUAAAUAUUUAAUAUCAUGUAGGUUACACACACACUGUAACAUCAUUAUAGUGAUUAAAAACAUGACAUUAUUCUGGGAUUCUGUCUUAUUUUCUUCUUUAUUCUGUCACCUCAACACUGUAUUGUGAAUAAACAGAAUUGAUAUCGACUUAUGUUGUCUCUGGUGAAGUGGUUGCUUACUAACUCAGUUGUGACAUCUCAAUUUUGCAUUUUUCAAAAUGUUUUUUGCUGCAUAAUUUUCAUGCUGUGAAACAUCUGGAAAGUGUGCUUCAGGUUCUACCCCAGUGCAUUAUGGGCAGUCUUGUGGUCACGAAACAAAUACCUUUGCUUUCAAACGAUCACACUGUAUUUGUAAAUUUUUUUUUUUUUUUACAUGUAUGUCUGCUUGUAAAAAAUAGAUUGACAGGCGUACAGAGGGGAAAUCUAUCACCUUGGCUUCUCACCCACUGUCCUGAUUGUCUUUUUAUGUAACUGCAGGCUGAUCGCACCUCUUGUCUAUUCAGUGAUUUGUUUGUUGUUUUUUUUUUUGUAAGAAUGUUAUUAAGGAAGGUCCCUAUUGUCCUGAUGUGUGACGUUUUCUUUUUCUUACCUUUCUAAUUGCUCACCCAGAAUGGUUUGGUUGAUCUUUUUGGGCCUUGUAUGUAAAUAAUUCUUCAAAAUUUAAGUUUAUGUGUGAAUUUUUAAACCUGGAAGAAGGCUAUUGUGUUGAGAAUAAAUGCACUGUAACAUGUGGUGGAUGAGAUGUGUAUGCAUUUUACACUGAAUGAGAGUCCAGAAUUCAUAAGAGGUAAAAAAACAAAACAAAAAAACAACAGACUUGUAAGAGUCUGUUAACUCGAUGAAGAGGAAACUUGUUGUUUUGUAUUACGUGGACAUGUUUGAUUCUCUUCUGAUUUGCAGGAUUUGAUUGUUUGGGGGAUAUAUAUAUCUAUUUAAUCUUGAUUAAACUUUUGUUUAUGUCUAAAA
Molecule: messenger RNA, 3714 nt
Organism: Cynoglossus semilaevis (tongue sole)
Lineage: Eukaryota; Metazoa; Chordata; Actinopteri; Pleuronectiformes; Cynoglossidae
Gene: acbd3
Product: acyl-Coenzyme A binding domain containing 3
Exons: 8
Coding region: 56-1666 (536 amino acids)
Cellular component (GO): Golgi membrane
Molecular function (GO): fatty-acyl-CoA binding
Source: RefSeq, a predicted model, not a curated record